Molecule: messenger RNA, 315 nt
Organism: Colletotrichum phormii
Lineage: Eukaryota; Fungi; Ascomycota; Sordariomycetes; Glomerellales; Glomerellaceae
Exons: 2
Coding region: 1-315 (104 amino acids)
Source: RefSeq, a predicted model, not a curated record
AUGCACUUCUCAACCAUCAUCAUCACUCUCUUCUCCGCCGGCGUCCUCGCCCAGAAUGGAUGCGGCUUCCCGGAUGGACCUGACUGCCAGUCUCUCGGCAAGGGCGCCAACGGCCUGGAGCAAUUCGCAGACCUCGAUAGCUGCUGUUUACUGCCCCUCCGCUGCGGCAACGGCGAUGGUGGUGAGAGAUGCGAGCGUGUGAGCGGUGCCAGUGCUGGCGGCGCGACCAACAACAACACUGGCAAUACUGGUAACACUGGCAAUGCGAGGAACGGAAGGAACAGAAAUAACGCCAACAAGAAGAGGCGUAUGUAG